This is a messenger RNA of Rhodotorula graminis WP1, 2441 nucleotides long. RefSeq names its product glycosyltransferase family 66 protein. The record is from RefSeq and is a predicted model, not a curated record. The coding region runs from base 1 to 2430 and encodes 809 amino acids. The transcript has 8 exons. Gene Ontology annotation, biological process: post-translational protein modification. Gene Ontology annotation, molecular function: dolichyl-diphosphooligosaccharide-protein glycotransferase activity. Gene Ontology annotation, cellular component: membrane. NCBI's taxonomy places the organism in Eukaryota, Fungi, Basidiomycota, Microbotryomycetes, Sporidiobolales, Sporidiobolaceae.
AUGGCACCCAGCUACGCCUACCCUCCCUUGCGCCUCGAGCCCCAGACGUCCGAGACGGCGCGCUCCUUCCUCCGCACCGUCAUCCUGUGCCUCAUCGCCGGUGCCGCCGUCGCCUCGCGCGAGUUUGCCGUCGUCCGUUUCGAGUCGAUCAUCCACGAGUUCGACCCGUGGUUCAACUAUCGAGCGACCAAGGUCCUCACUGAGGAGGGCUUCUACGCCUUCUGGAACUGGUUCGACCCGACCGCGUGGUACCCGCUCGGUCGCGUCGUCGGCGGCACCCUGUACCCGGGCCUCAUGGUGACGAGCGGCCUCAUCUGGAAGGCGCUGCACCUCGUCUCGAUCCCGGUCGACAUCCGCGAGGUGUGCGUCCAGCUCGCGCCGGCCUUUUCGGGCCUGACGGCGCUCGCGACCUACUUCUUUGCCAAGGAGGUCGGCAAGGACGGCAGCCGCGAGGCGACGGGCCUGUGGGCCGCCCUCUUUAUCGCCAUCGCGCCGGGCUACAUCUCGAGGAGCGUCGCGGGCAGCUACGACAACGAGGCGAUCGCCAUCUUUAUCCUCAUGAGCACCUUCUUCUUCUGGCUCAAGACGGUCAAGACGGGCUCGGUCCUGUGGGCCGGGAUCACGGCCUUGUUCUACUACUACAUGGUCGCCGCCUGGGGCGGGUACGCGUUCAUCACCAACAUGCUGCCGUUGCACGUCUUCGUCCUCCUCCUCAUGGGCCGGUACUCGGCGCGCCUGUACGUCGGGUACUCGUCGUUCUACGCGAUCGGCACCCUCGCGUCCAUGUCGGUCCCGUUCGUCGGGUUCCUCCCGCUCCUCACGUCCGAGCACAUGGGCCCGCUCGGCGUGUUUGGCCUCCUCCAACUCGUCGCGUUCGCGAGCCUCGUCAAGUCGCUCGUGCCGGCCAAGCCGUUCCAGGUCCUCCUGCGGUCGUUCCUCGCCCUCGGCGUCGCCCUCGCCGUCGGCGGCCUGUGGUUCAUGACCAAGAGCGGCAAGAUCGCGCCCUGGACCGGCAGGUUCUACUCGCUGUGGGACACGGGCUACGCACGCGUCCACCUCCCCCUCGUGUCGUCCGUCUCGGAGCACCAGCCGACGGCGUGGCCGUCCUUCUUCUUCGACCUCCAGAUGCUCAUCUACCUGUUCCCGGCCGGCGUCUACAUGUGCUUCCGCGAGUUGCGCGACGAGCACGUGUUCGUCAUCGUCUACGCCGUCCUCGCGUCCUACUUUGCCGGCGUCAUGGUGCGCCUCAUGCUCACCUUGACGCCCGUCGUGUGCGUCGCCGCCGCCGUCGCCAUCUCGGCCAUCUACGAGACGUUCUUCGACCCGCGCGAGCAGGACCGAGGCCUCGUCGGCGGCGGCGGCGGAGAGUCGACGGUGGCCGGUCCGGCGCAGGCCGUCAAGCGCGAGGUCGACGCCGUCGCUGCCGCCAUCCAGGACGUCGCGUCGUCGUCGUCGUCGUCGUCGAGCUCGGGCAAGAAGGGCGGCAAGAAGGCCGCCUCGUCGUCGUCGUCGUCGUCGGCGGCGGCGGUGGCUGCGGGCCCGAGCGUCGACCGCACGCCGCGCCGGUUCGGCGUCUUUGGCCUCGACGCGCGCCUGAUCCCCAUCAUCGCCUUUACGUUCCUGUCGUUCCUGUUUGUGCUGCACUGCACGUGGGUCACGUCGUCGGCCUACUCGUCGCCCUCGGUCGUGCUCGCGAGCCGCGCGCCCGACGGCAGCCAGAACAUCAUCGACGAUUUCCGCGAGGCCUACUACUGGCUCCGCCAGAACACGAAGGAGGACGCAAAGAUCAUGAGCUGGUGGGACUAUGGGUACCAGAUUGCGGGCUUCUCGAACCGGACGACGCUCGUCGACAACAACACGUGGAACAACACCCACAUCGCGACGGUCGGCAAGAUCAUGUCGGUGCGCGAGGAGGCGGCCUACCCGCUCCUGCGCAAGCACGACGUCGACUACGUCCUCGUCAUCUUUGGCGGCCUCCUCGGCUUCUCGGGCGACGACAUCAACAAGUUCCUGUGGAUGGUGCGCAUCUCGGAGGGCAUCUGGCCCGACGAGGUGACGGAGCAAAAGUACUUUACGUCGCGCGGCGAGUACAAGGUCGACAAGGACGCGAGCGAGACGAUGAAGAACAGCCUCAUGUACAAGAUGAGCUACUACCGCUUCAACGAGCUGUACGGCGGCGGGCCCGCCAUGGACCGCGUGCGGCAGCAGCAGAUCCCGCCGACGCCGAUCCAGCUCGACACGCUCGAGGAGGCCUUCACGUCCGAGAACUGGAUCGUGCGCAUCUACGCCGUCAAGCCCGAGGACGCACUCGGGCGCGACCACCGCUCGGCCAACGCGUUCGACGCGGGCAAGCGGCGCAAAAAAGUGACGAGCCUGCCGACGACGAGCGCGGCCGGCGGCGUCAGGGGCAAGGCGGGCGCGAGGAAGUGAGGAACGAGGCU